Molecule: messenger RNA, 4641 nt
Organism: Bemisia tabaci
Lineage: Eukaryota; Metazoa; Arthropoda; Insecta; Hemiptera; Aleyrodidae
Product: protein Wnt-4
Biological process (GO): cell fate commitment; multicellular organism development; neuron differentiation
Cellular component (GO): extracellular region
Molecular function (GO): frizzled binding; cytokine activity
Source: RefSeq, a predicted model, not a curated record
GUGGAUCAUCGAGUAGUGGUGAGCGUUGCGCGUUCAGUCGCGGUUCGAGUUGGAGGAUAGUGCAGGUGAUGGUGGAUCAGUGUCCGUGUCUCGCAGUCAGUUUCGGCUAAUCUGUGCCAUGCCAUGUUAUGUGCGCCAAACUGAGGCUCCUCGGGAUCGGCAUGGCGUUAGCCCGCCGCGAAUGUUUACACUCCGCGAUUUUGUUCUUCUUCCUCCUCCUGGGCUUCUUCCUCGAUAGUGCACACGCCAAUUGGCGGACUCUUGGACUAACCGGAAUCAACCCUGCUGGAGCUGCGAUUUAUUUGAGGGAGAAGUGUACCCGACCGAAACAUUUUGGCGAGAAGCUCUCGUCGAUAUGCUCGUAUAACGAUAACAUUCUUCAGGCUGUUGCUAACGGUGCUAAGAUGGGUAUUGAAGAAUGUCAACAUCAGUUCAGUAUGAGCAGGUGGAAUUGCAGCACUUUCGCGAAUACCACAUCGGUAUUUGGCGGUGUAACAGAUAUAAGAAGCAGAGAAACGGCCUACGUGUUCGCGAUCUCGUCGGCCGGCGUGGCCUACUCGGUGACGAAAGCGUGCUCCAAGGGGGAGCUGAACGAGUGCAGUUGCGAUCACAAGGUGCACAAGCGGAAACCGCGGAGGGGCAACUGGCAGUGGGGUGGUUGCUCCGAGGACAUCAAUUUCGGCGAGAAGUUCAGCCGCACAUUCGUCGACUCCGAGGAGAACAGCGAGUCCGCCUUCGGGCUCAUGAAUAUUCAUAACAACGAGGCCGGCAGGAGGAUAAUCAGGUCGCAAAUGAAGAGGAUCUGCAAGUGCCACGGGAUGUCCGGUUCGUGCAAUGUUCGAGUUUGCUGGCGGAAGCUGCCCACGUUCCGGGCGAUCGGCGACGUCCUCAUGCAGCGCUACGAGGGCGCGUCCUACGUCCGGGUCGUCGAGAGGAGGCAGAAGGACGAGGAAAAGCGGAAGAAGAGAGGCAAGAAACUCAGGGCCGCCAACCCCAUCUUCAAGCAGCCCAACCGCACUGAGUUGGUGUUCCUGGACCCAUCGCCCGACUAUUGCGAGAGGAACGAAACAUUGGGCAUACUAGGAACUCAUGGGCGCCAGUGCGUCCAAGGAAGUCCGCGAGUGGAUGGCUGCAGCAUUUUAUGCUGUGGCCGUGGUUACCAAACAAAAAUUCGGGAAGUUGAGGAGAAUUGCAAUUGUAAAUUUUUCUGGUGUUGUAAAGUAAAAUGUGAAACAUGCCACUCCAAGAAGGAGGAGCAUUUUUGUAAUUGAUUCAAUGUUUCAUGUUAAUCAGACUACUGUACUAUAUCUACUCAAUAGAUUAAUGCAUGAUAAUUGUUUUGUAGCAGUUAAAAGACUCCAUUCGUGCUUAUGCGUUUAAAAGGUUACCUGCUUUUUUAGAUCACUGCAUGGUCAAUAAUUGUGAUUUUUUUUUUUUAUUAGGAAUUUAGAAGAAAUAUUCCUAUCCUUUGAAACACCUAUUCAUAUAUGUGCCAAAUAUAGCGUAACUAGACUGAAGACAUUUUUAACAAAGACGAUUCUGAUUACUUGUCCCUUUAUUGGAGAGAAAAAUUACGGCACUUUUUAAUGAAGUGCAAAAACACUCACCCAGGUGAGGAAGUCAUUCGAUUGUAAAUUCCGGAGGAAGUUUUUACAUUAUCAACCGAAAAUGCAUGAUGAUUUGGAUAGCAGCCUUAAUUGAAAAUUCCCUGAUUUCCACCUCCAUUUUUGUAGCUUCCUAUCUUUGGUGUCACAAUCUCCAUUAACUUUUACUCAUAGUUUAUUUGUAAGUAAAUUUGCGGCACACUUUCAUUUGAUCUCAAUUUUUCUUUGUUUUCCCCUUCUAUUUUCUCAGCUGAAACUUGUGUGAAAGUUUUACUGACAUUUUAAUUUUUCAAGUUUUACAACAAAUGACCAGAGCAACAAUUCUUCGUCGCUGUCUUUUGUCUCCGCUCCCCUAAUGAAAACUGAUAAAAUCAUUGCGACUAUCUCUUUGUGGAAGCCUACAUAUGAUUUUGAGGCUUAAAGUGCCUUCAAUUCGUCAUGUAGGCAAAUUAACGUACGCUGUAUAUUCUGCACAGUCUAACAAUAAGUCUCACAAUAAUGGAAUGUGAUCCCAGAAUGAGAUAAAAUUGACCAAGUUCAGCCUGCCACUGUCCCUGAUUUCCUUGUAUGUUUUAUUUUUCUAACAGAAAAAUUAACAACACAAUGCUUUGACAAUUUUUGAUGAAUUUUCCCUCGGUUGCACAGGAUAAUCUCACAAAAUUUUAGGUCAAAAUCUUGCUUAUUAGGAGGUGCUCUAGAAGAAAAAUAUGACAUGGCGUAAGAUCGGGCGAAAAAAUGAAGCUAAGAUACUUGCAAAAAAUCAUUUCAGAGGAAAACGGUGGAGAACUUCUGUUGAACUACUAUACAGUCAUGUUCAGACACGGCAAAUGUUGUGAAAGUUGAAAUUCCACAUUCUCAGACUCGAAUGUGCUGAUUUUAAAAGACUGUAAUACCUCCAAUUUCUUGAAACAAGCAAACCUACUUGACAGUGAGAAUGGGGACAAAACGGUAGCGGCAGAUGGUUUUACUUGAUCAUUGAAAAUUUUCUGACAGGUAUUUUAAAAGCAUGAAUUAAUUAGCCAAAUAAACUUGACUUUACUUAGAGCUAAUAGAGAUAGUAAGCUUGUUUUCUUUUAUUUAAGUGAUCAAAUUCAUCACCGAAAGGUGAAAAAACGAAUCGAGCAAAAUUUAAUUUUUCUUUCUUCUUCUUUUUUCUGAGAUUUAUUUCUUUAUUCCCGGUAGAAAAAUGUAGAUAUUUCAUUGUAAAGCUUAAAAUACAAUACCUACCUACUUUGUAUAGAUUUUUUCUAUCGUUGAUCUUCAUGUUCACAUAUAGUCCUACAAUUAGUACCUAAGAUUGUGCAACUUAAUUUCAGUAUUUUUAGUGGUCACUCAUUUUCACAUUCGCAGAGGAGAUGAGUACCGGCAUCAUCUUCAAAGGGGUAGUUGUUCACUAUCAACUGCUCAAUAUUCAAUGAAUGAAUCUUUAGGUGGUACGGCUUAUUUUAUGUCAUUAGUAGUCUCAACACUUAACUGCAUGCCUACAUACUCUAUAAUAAUUGUCAUCCAGCUCCUAUUAACUCAUAAAUUUUAAAAAGUCAAAAUAUCAGGAAUUGUGUGAAAUAUCAAAUUCUCAACUUACCGUAAGUUUUUUAAAGUUACAAUAGGUAUCUCAUUACUUAAAACUUCAGGGAUCAGAGUGCAGAUACUGAAGAGAUAAAGGCCAAGAAGUUAAACAUUAAAAUGUUAGUCCUGGAUUUACAAGAGUUUCCACUUUGCUAUUGAAGCGCUAAGUGCAAGAAGAGGACUUCUCAGCUGCAGUGUUUUAGAACAUCAGUCGCUAAUUUAUGUCUCAAAGAAGAACAUAAGAGGUGAUUCUUUGGCAGCUUUUUCUGUAGAAAAUCGUAGGGACAUCAAGAAUAUGUUAUAAAUAUUUCAAUCAAAUAAAUGCAUUCACUUUCCUUACAAUGAAUGUAAUAUUUGCUGGAAUUCUGAAACACUGCAUCUGAAAAGUGUCCUUCUUGUAUGCAGUGACUCAAUGGAGCCUGUUUUCUUAGGAGAGCUCUUCACAACAAAAAUCUCUUUCUAUUUUCUAAAAUUAUAGGCAGAAAUUAAAUGGAGACGCUCAGUGAAUAAGUGCUUUGGUAAACUGAAUUGAGUGAAUUCCAGUUACAGAAUCUAGUCAGUCCAUAAAUUUUUAUCAGAUAAUGGACACUGUUUAUUUACCCUCCUUCAAAAAAUAGGCUUUACUUUUUCUAGUAUCACUAAUGUAAUUUGCAAUUUUCUGCCUCUGAAUAAAAUCUCACAAUAAAACUUGAAAAGAAAUUAAUGAUCGUAAGAAUGAGUAAAACAGUUAUACCUACUACAAUGCUGGAGUUAAAAAAAAAACAUAUAAUCUUGUUCCAUGCAAUUCUUGACACUUAAUUACACUUUUUCCUGUCUUCGUUUGGUUUUUUCAAGUCAAGAAUUUAAGUUACUAGUUGAAAUUCUUACAGUUCUGCACACUUUUAUGAUCAUUGCUCAAUGAAAAAUAAGAACAUAGAAAUAUCUUUCAAUUUUGAUUGGCAAACGGAAAAUAUACUGUGAUCUUUUGAGCUUGCUGGUAAAUAACUUCGAAAAAGAGAUAACUUAAAAAAUACCUACACAACAGAACCAGAUUUUAAAAAUACUAAUAGUUCAAAUCAACACUGCCAUGUAAACGUUCUGAUUCAGUACCGAAUAAUUUACAAUGUUGGUUUGUUUUCAAUAUGUUUUGAUACUCGACUAAUUUUUCUUCUAUGCCAACUGCUCUUUUCGCCAACCGACAUUUUUAACUCUAGCAUUAUCAAUAUUUUAUCAAUCCAUAUUAAAAUUCUCCCUGCUAGAGUGAAAAUUGAAAAAGCCUCACUACAAUAUGUACGUUUAUUCUUUUAUCAACAAUCUUGGAUGGCAGAAUUAUUUUGUAAAAAUUUUCAUCAGAUUAAUGGUGCAAGAAUGUUGAAGAGUUCAAAGGCCAUGCGCUACAAUACAAAAAAACUCUACACUUGUGAGUUCCAAAUCUUCUUUUUGUCACUACCACAAAGAGAUAAAAAUCUUUGAAAAAACUGAUACCUAACGC